Messenger RNA from Trichoplusia ni (cabbage looper), 1272 nucleotides. RefSeq lists its product as uncharacterized. The record is from RefSeq and is a predicted model, not a curated record. Lineage: Eukaryota; Metazoa; Arthropoda; Insecta; Lepidoptera; Noctuidae. The coding region runs from base 1 to 1272 and encodes 423 amino acids. The transcript has 2 exons.
AUGCACUCCAGUGUCCAGGAUGAUGAAUUGUUGAGGAAAUUCUGGGAAUUAGAAGAACCAUCUGGAACAAAAAGGAUGCUCACGGAGGAAGAAACCAAAUGUGAAGAACUAUUCAAGACAACGACGACAAGGAAUAAGGACGGCAGAUAUGUCGUAAAGUUGCCGGGGAUCGCUGAAAAAAGACUGAAAGGGUUAGAAGUAAGGUUAGCGAGAAAUGAUAAAUUAAAGGUUGAGUACGCUAAGGUGAUACAAGAAUAUUUAAGUCUCAAUCACAUGGUAGAAGUAUCAGAUAGGGAUAGUAUAAGGGGAGUUUACUUACCUCAUCACGCUGUAGUCCGUGAGGAUAGGGAAACAACAAAGGUGCGUGUUGUAUUUGAUGCUUCCUGUAAGUACAAUAACGGGCGGUCACUGAACGAUGAUUUAAUGGUUGGCCCAGCUUUGCAAGACGAUCUUCGUCAUAUCAUUAUGCGCUGGAGAGUACAUCGAAUUUGUAUAGUGGCUGAUAUAGUGAAAAUGUACCGACAAGUUUUAGUUAAUAGGCAAGAUACUCCAUUACAACGAAUACUUUGGCGGGAUGAUCCUGAAAAGGAAAUAAAGGCUUAUGAAUUGAUAACGGUUACCUUCGGUACAGCCUCGGCACCAUACUUAGCUGUGAAGGCUCUUCAACAGCUUGCAGCUGAUGAAUGCGGGGACAAUUUAGAUCUGGCCAAAAUAAUAGUAAGCGAUUUCUAUAUGGAUGAUUUAAUGUCAGGAGCUGAAACUGAAGAAGAUGCAUUUAAAAUUUAUACGGAUAUAACCAAAAUUCUAGGUAAAGGCGGAUUUGAAUUACAAAAAUGGAAAAGAAAUUGUCAAGGAUUAUUAAAUAAAAUUAGAGAUGGAAAUGAUGAAGCGUUACAGAUUAAAAUAGAUGAAUUAACAAAAAUCUUAGGACUUACCUGGAAUGCGCGCGACGAUUGCUUCCAAUACUCCCUGGAGCUUAAGCCAAUAGCUGGACCUGUAACAAAAAUAAAAAUAGCAAGCAUAAUAGUAGCAAAAACAUUGAUUCAAAAAUUGUGGUUAGCAGGGCUGCAGUGGCAUGAAGAAGUUCCAAAGAAUUUAUUAAAAGAAUGGGUUACUUACCAUGAAAACUUAGCUUCUUUAGUUGAUAUAAAAAUGCCACGUUGGUUGAACACGGGAAAGAAAUUAAAACGAGAAUUAUACGGGUUUUCAGAUGCUUCUAAGUUAGCAUACGCGGCGGUUGUAUACCUUAGAGUAGUUGAUGAUAUGGGUUAA